Molecule: messenger RNA, 3137 nt
Organism: Hermetia illucens (black soldier fly)
Lineage: Eukaryota; Metazoa; Arthropoda; Insecta; Diptera; Stratiomyidae
Gene: Su(z)12
Product: polycomb protein Su(z)12
Exons: 8
Coding region: 227-2821 (864 amino acids)
Cellular component (GO): ESC/E(Z) complex; nucleus
Molecular function (GO): chromatin DNA binding
Source: RefSeq, a predicted model, not a curated record
CUCGCCAAAUUGACCGCCACCACUUCGGUGUCUAUUGCAAGUUUCCGCGCGGUGCCAAACUACAUUUUCACGAUUGCACAGUGUUCGGACUUUUUUCGUUCUUGUAUUUUUCUUUAUUCAACCACCCCCGUUUCCCUAUUCAGACUGUGUCACGACCAAGCCCCGUGAUCUGUGUGUGAUCAAGUUGAACGUGCGCGUUGUGAUUUUGCCUUAGUUUUGUGUGGAAAUGCCGCCGAAAAAGCGCGAUAAAGACUCCGGAUCGGCGGCGGCAAAUUCGAUAGCCACCGUCGUCGCCACAGCGUCAACAACAAGCAGCGGAGAGACGAACGGACCCACGGUUGGAGCCGCCGGCGGUGGAGCAAGUGGUGCGAGCGUGAAAUAUGCCGCGGGCCGAGCAAGCGAUCAUCGAGAUCAAAUCCAGGCGGAACAUGAGCUCUUCUUGCAGGCGUUCGAAAAACCAACACAGAUCUAUCGGUAUCUCAGAACGCGUAAUAUGAUAUCGCCAGUUUUCUUGCAUCGCACGCUAACUUACAUGAAACACCGAAUGUCCCGUAACAACAAGAAACGUUCAGACUUCAAAAUAGAUUCAAUGCUAUCAGAGAAAGUGAAUAAGUCCUGCCUCGAUAAAACCACACUCCUUGGUGACUAUAUGACUCUCAUGUUCCUUGGAUUUUACGAUAAAACAUUGUGUGAGGAUAUGAAAUGCGACGAUAUUGUACGCGUGCAGACAAUUCUGCUGAAAAUUUCACAUAAAAAGCGUAAGGAUAGCUCUGCAGCGCUAAUGGAAGUCAAUUUUGGAACGUCAGAUGUUAUGGUCAAUCCAAGCGGAUCAGAUGAAAAUGAAAAAAUUCCAGCAAUUAGCAUACCUGUGGAUUCCUUCAAGCCUCUGGGCGCACCACUAAAUCGCUCAUACAUUCUAGUGCUCAGGGUUGAAACACUGCCAAAGUACAGCGUUGUUAUGGAGAAUGAUGAAGAACCAAAUUCGAAACGUCCCAAACCAAACACGAAAAUUUACGGUUCGGAAUUAGUUAUAUUCGAUAAGCAUAGUCGGUGCCUUCUAGCCGAAGGCGAGUAUGAAUUAGCAUUACAGGAAAUCGUGCCUACUGUAAAAAAUAAUUCGCCUAAAAAGUAUUCAACGUGGGAAGUGUUACCGGAUGAAACUAGUUUAGAGAUUUUUGAAAAGCCGGAUAACCCAUUCGACGUGUUUAGCAAGUGUCCAACUUUGAAGUUUUGUCUCAAAUGGACAACAGAGCUGUGCUCAGGUUUCGUAGACAGACCAAAACCCGUAAUUAAAUCACCCGAUAGCCCUAUAACAGCAAACGGACACCAAGCCGAUAACGGUGCCGAUAUGAAUGACAAUCUUAAACAUAAUAACAAUACGAUAGCCCCAAUACGCAACGGUCUGAAGGAAUCCUCUGCUAAUGCUGCCACAAUGGUGCCUGUGAAGUCGGAAGAACAAUUCCUCAUUAUUUAUCAGUUCAUAUACAAUAACAACUCGCGACAGCAAACGGAACCGUGCGAUGAUCUGCAUUGUCCUUGGUGUAGUUUGAAUUGUAUUACUCUUUAUUCAUUACUCAAACAUUUGAAGCUGUGCCAUGCUCGCUUCACAUUCACAUACGUACCAAUGCCGAAUAACGGAGCACGAAUUGAUGUUGCGAUCAAUGAUAUGUACGACGGGUCGUAUACCGGAUCGCCACACGAUCUCGUCGGGCCGGCAACAGGUUGUGCAUUCGCUCGUGCCGGUCCAGUUAGACGUACUAGCGUUACAAAUUUACUCGUUUGCCGACCACGUCGACAGAAGCCCAGUCUCAGUGAAUUCCUUGAAUUGGAUGAGAAUGAAUUGAAUAAUCAGAGGCCUUAUAUCACGGGACACAAUCGAUUAUAUCAUCAUACCGAAACAUGUUUACCAGUUCAUCCAAAAGAAUUAGAUGUCGAUUCAGAAGGCGAAGGUGAUCCUUUGUGGUUGCAACAGAAAACAAUGCAAAUGAUUGAUGAAUUUACGGACGUUAAUGAAGGCGAAAAAGAACUGAUGAAAAUGUGGAAUUUACAUGUUAUGAAGCAUGGUUACGUCGGUGACUGUCAAUUGCCACUUGCCUGUGAUAUGUUUUUGGAUAUGCGUGGACGCGAUCUUCUACAAAAAAAUUUAUAUAGAAAUUUUGUAUUACAUAUGUGUUCGUUGUUCGAUUACGGAUUAGUCUCACCGGAGGUUAUUUAUAAGACCAUACAAAAGUUGCAGAGCAUUCUCAGUACAUAUCCAGAAGGACGUAAAAUCAUUAGUGAAUCACGUGAAACUCAGUUAAACUAUUGGCUCAAAGUGGGCAUUCAUAAACAAGCUCAGCAAGAUGAACAAAAACUCAAGCAACAAAGUGAACUAAAAGCAAAUACCGGAUCCACCUCAAAAAGCAACAAUUUAUCGGCUAACAUCAACAGUAAUAGUCAUCAAAAGCAACAACAACAGCAAACAUCAUCAGAAAGUAGGAAGCUUUUGAGCAGCGACAAGGAUCGAGAUUCACACAAAUCCACCGGACUUAGCUCACUAUCGUUAAACAACAAACGAAAGUCAAUAAGUUCGCAAACAGCAACCAAUAAUCAGAGUAGUGCAAACCAAUCGACGCAAUUGUCGAAUAAGCGACGAAUAUCCCAAUUGCGAGACUCACCGCCUCGUCGCCGCAGUGCACCAUCAUCUGACCCGCCCAAAAAUCCACCGACACGACGAAAAUCAUUAGCUACUUUCGGUGGUGGCAAUACCUCUAGUACAGUUGGUGGUAAUAGCAGCGGAACAACAUCAAUGCGAAAACGUACGUCCAUAGCCAAAGAAUAAUUGAAAAAAUGUUGUAGGAAAAAAAAAAUGUAAGCUAAUAUCGGAAGAUAGUCAGACACGAAAUCUAUUUGUACUCUCGUUCUUGUGUUCUUCACAUACGUGGUAAUGUAGGAAGAAUAAUAUAAUACGUUGGAAAAACUGCCGUGACAUGAAUUAUAGGAAAAAAGGAAAACCAGAAAAAUCACAAAAAUAAGAACGUUUAUGUAUAGUGCAACAUAUUUUGUAUGAAGGGAAUUGAAAGAAAGACCACAAAUAUUUUACAUUUAACUAUUAUAUUAUAAUUUUAGCGUUAAUUAUAUUUUGUUAGAUAAAACAA